GAAGCCAUUAAUUGUUAUUGCAAUAACAAUUAUGGUUCGUGUUAGCAACUUCAUCGUAGGGUUCGUGAACGUCUUGUUGCUGUUACUAGGACUCGUUGCCCUGUCCUUUGGGGUGUACUUCGUCGUCCACGGGAGCAGUCAUUGCGAGAAAGUUAUGACGGAUCCGUUGCUUAUACUGGGUGGCUUUCUGGUCGUGGUUUCUUUGCUGGGGUUGAUCGGUUCUCUUUGCAAGAACAACUUUUUCAUGUUUGUUUACUUGACCGUCAUGUUUCUGCUGAUACUUGGUCUCAUCGCUUUCACUGUUUUCGUGUUUCUGGUUACCAAUCCUGGUGCUGGGAAGGCGUUUUCGGACCGAGGGUAUAAGGAAUAUAAAACUGGGGAUUUCUCUAAUUGGUUGCAGAAUCAUUUUGUUAAUGACAAGAACUGGAAUCAAAUUAGGAGUUGUUUGAUUGAGGCCAAGGUUUGCAACAGUGCUGGAAAUGAUGUUAAUUAUAAUGUCUUGCUUUUUUUCAAGAACACCCUCCCUAGAAUACAGGCUGGCUGCUGCAAGCCACCAGCUCCCUGUGGAUUCAGUCUCAAGAAUGCAACAUUCUGGGAUGUGCCCAAGUCCGGUCCUGCCUCAAAAGACCCUGACUGCUUAACAUGGAGCAAUAGCCAGCAGAAGCUAUGCUUUGACUGCAACUCCUGCAAAGGAGGGGUUCUCGCCAACUUGAGGAAGGAGUGGAGGUCUUUGGCUAUUAUAAACGUCAUUCUUCUGGUGGUCCUCAUUUUGGUAUAUUCUGUCGGUUGCUGUGCCAGGAGGAGCAAUCGGAGAUCUAACAAGAAAUACAUGAGAGGCUUUGCUUGACCUUUCAUGCUAUACAUAUAUGUAAUUACCAAUUUGAACAUUCAUGUUCUUAAUUUAUUAGUUGUUUUUGCCUUGGGCUUAAUAAUUUUAUUCCAGAUUAU
Messenger RNA from Theobroma umbraticum, 948 nucleotides. Its product is annotated as tetraspanin-8-like. NCBI's taxonomy places the organism in Eukaryota, Viridiplantae, Streptophyta, Magnoliopsida, Malvales, Malvaceae. Gene Ontology annotation, biological process: auxin-activated signaling pathway. Gene Ontology annotation, cellular component: membrane. The record is from RefSeq and is a predicted model, not a curated record.